Hermetia illucens (black soldier fly) is the source of this 1402-nucleotide messenger RNA. Its product is annotated as leucine-rich repeat-containing protein 1. The record is from RefSeq and is a predicted model, not a curated record. Gene Ontology annotation, molecular function: protein binding. The coding region runs from base 305 to 1375 and encodes 356 amino acids. The transcript has 5 exons. NCBI's taxonomy places the organism in Eukaryota, Metazoa, Arthropoda, Insecta, Diptera, Stratiomyidae.
UAUAAUUUGCAGCAAGUUCGCUAUGAAAUUUUCCCAUCUGAUCGCAAAAGAAACAAAUUUAGAUCACGCUCACCGUGAAUUUGGUGUCAAUGUUUAUAAGCAAAAUUUAAAAAUAGACCUUUGUUUUGCAACGUGAAAAUUUUGGCAGUUGGAAAAUGUACUCCUCUCCUCAGCAAAUUUUCUCUCUGGUUUUUCAGUCACCUCAAACGUUUCAAACGGACGCAAAAGAAAAUUCGCGGGAAAUCAAAGUGAUUUGAGUGCGAAUCUUUUCAAAAAUUGUGAUAGGACAAGAGUUGGAGAAAGCAUGAAUAAGACCAUCUUGCACUGGAGCUACCACAACCUAGACAGCAUUCCUUUGACGCUAUUAGACUACAAGGAAUUGGAGGAAGUCUAUUUGAAGGAGAACUUCAUUGCUUCCAUACCUGAGUGGUUGCUCAAAUUGAUUAAUCUAAGAUUCAUCCAUCUUUUGGGAAAUCUCAUACGAGAGAUACCCGAAAAUAUCUAUUUUUUAGAAAACUUGGAAUUUCUUGAUUUAUCUAAUAAUCGGUUGUGCAGUUUGCCGGCGAGUAUCGGGAAGUUGGUGAAUCUUAAGCGGUUUAGUGUGGGCGGCAAUGAGAUUCGAGUUCUCCCAAAGGAUAUCGGUAACUUACAGAACCUUGAGGUACUGGAUCUGAGCGCGAAUCUUUUUCAACAGUUACCCGUGGAGAUAGCACGCCUCAGAAAAUUAAGUGAAAUCGUAUUGAACGACAAUCUGCACCUAAGAACUUUGCCAAAUACACUUUUCUUAUUGCCAAAGUUAGAGUGCAUUUGUGCGGAUAGAUGUGGUUUACUGUAUCUUCCAUCUGUGUUAGCAUCAUCUGUGAGGCACGUUCGUCUGUUCAAUAAUAGAUUUGUAACUCAUAUUCCAAUAGUGUACUUAACGCAUAUCCAGAGAUUCUAUGAUAUCAUUCACUACAACGAAAGCCUAGGUAAUAGUUGUUCAACACACAUCACUGUGCGAGAGACGCAGACAUUCCGCAAUUUGAUCCUUUCAUCUGAAGUCAGAAGAGUCUAUGACGCAGAACGUAGGAUACCUAACUCACUUUUCGAGAUUUGUCUAAGGAAAAUAGGGGUUAGUUUCAGUAUUCCACUUGACGAAAGUAUUUCCGUGCCCAGGAGCUUGCGGGACACUAUCAAUGGCGGUCCAACCGCCAAAUGCUCCCGUGGUAAUUGUGGAUGCUGGCUUUAUUCAGAAUAUUAUCUACUAUUGGUGAAAAGGACGAACAGCAACUCUAAGUUGAUCUUUUCAUGUCCUUUCUGUUCCAUCGAAUGUAUGACGAAAUGGAAGUGUGUAAAUGUUAGUGAAUAUUAUAAUAUAAACUGGAAUGUUAUUUAAUCAAAAAUAUAGAAAAUUAAGGAAUAA